Molecule: messenger RNA, 1203 nt
Organism: Yarrowia lipolytica CLIB122
Lineage: Eukaryota; Fungi; Ascomycota; Dipodascomycetes; Dipodascales
Biological process (GO): UDP-glucose transmembrane transport
Cellular component (GO): cis-Golgi network; Golgi apparatus; endoplasmic reticulum-Golgi intermediate compartment
Molecular function (GO): antiporter activity
Source: RefSeq, a predicted model, not a curated record
AUGGGCCAGUACCAACAGCUGGACUCGCCGGCUGGGCGCGAUGACGGCAUGCUGCGCCGGACCACCAGCGAAGACUCGCAACGGCGGCACAAUGGACACGGCGGCAACAACGACAGUGACUCCGAUCUCGACGCUCUACUGGAAGACGAUCCCAUUGGAGACGACUUUCACCAGAUGGAGAUGAUGAGCGACUCCGAGAACAAAGAGUCCGCCGUCAUCAAGAAAAACAAGUGGAUCAAACACGCCCUCAAAUGCACAGCCUACCUGCUUUGCUGGUACACGUUUUCUCUCUCCCUGACGUUAUACAACAAGUGGAUGUUUGAUCCAACAAAGCUGGACUUUCGGUUCCCGCUGUUCGCCACAGGUAUCCACCAACUGGUACAAACUGCGUUUGCUACUGCAGUCAUUACAGCGUUCCCCCGACGCUUCAACCCCCGUGUGAUGGCAACAGAGAAGGGAGAGGUCUACGUGCCUCUGACGUGGCGGGAGUACAUAUACAAGAUGGGCCCCUGUGGUCUGGCCACGGGAGGAGACAUUGGAAUGGGCAACAUCUCGCUAAAAUAUAUCACCGUGUCCUUCUACACCAUGGUCAAAUCGUCGUCUCUGGGCUGGGUCAUGAUCUUUGGUUUCAUGUUCCGAAUCGAAAAGCCCAACGUCAAGCUCAUCAGCGUGGUAAUGGUGCUGAUGAUCGGUGUGGUCAUGAUGGUUGCCGGAGAGACUAAGUUCCAUCUGAUCGGCUUCCUGCUUGUCUUAGGAGCAGCAGUUCUGUCAGGUCUCAGAUGGGCUCUGACUCAGCUGCUUCUUACACGAUGCCCUGCGACUACAAACCCCUUUUCCACGAUUCAGAACGUGGCUCCCAUGAUGGCUCUGUGUCUGUUCGUGUUUGCUCUGAUUGUGGAGGGUCCUGUGACGUUCGUCACAUCCCAUUUCUGGGCCGACCAGGGCCUUCUUUGGGGGAUUUUCCUCAUGGUCAUCCCGGGACUUUUUGCAUUUUUCCUUACUGUGGCCGAGUACGCGCUGCUGCAGGAGACCUCUGUCAUCACACUCUCUAUUGGAGGCAUCUUCAAGGAGAUUCUCACGAUUGUGGCCAGUGCACUGAUCUACGACGACACCAUGUCUGUGGUCAACACUAUUGGCCUGGUGAUCUCGCUGCUGGCCAUCAUUGCUUAUAACUGGUACCGAUGGCAGACAUUUGAGGAGUGA